Cadophora gregata is the source of this 426-nucleotide messenger RNA. RefSeq lists its product as uncharacterized. Gene Ontology annotation, biological process: mitotic sister chromatid cohesion. The transcript has 2 exons. The record is from RefSeq and is a predicted model, not a curated record. Gene Ontology annotation, cellular component: Ctf18 RFC-like complex. Bases 1 to 426 code for a protein of 141 amino acids. NCBI's taxonomy places the organism in Eukaryota, Fungi, Ascomycota, Leotiomycetes, Helotiales, Ploettnerulaceae.
AUGGCGACACAAUACACCACCGAUAUCCCUUUCUCGUCAAGUCACACCCAACAAGCAUUCAAGCUCCUCGAACUCCCGCCCGAGCUGCUUGCCCUCCUAGAAUCAGAAGAUCCCCCCACACUCACCAUCACCUCGUCCCCGGCGACAGCUACAACACCCGGCUACGCGAUGCUAUGCCACGGCACGAAGCAAUACCAGAUGCGGCAGAAGAAUACCUCGAAUCCAAUCCUCAUAUUGCAGCCUUCUUCAACGGGGCCUACGCAGGCAGAUGAUGCUGUGACGUUUAUACCACAACCAAGUUUGACGGCUGUGUCGAAGAUUGAGGAUACUAUUGAGUUGAUACUGCAGGACGAGGGCAAGAAGAAAGAAGUUAAGGUUAACAAAUGGCACGAGAAGUUUGCGAAGAGUAGAUUGGAGAAGAAAUGA